Messenger RNA from Cuscuta epithymum, 1106 nucleotides. Lineage: Eukaryota; Viridiplantae; Streptophyta; Magnoliopsida; Solanales; Convolvulaceae. The record is from the annotation of a GenBank genome assembly.
ACUUCAGUCUUAUACGGAAAUCUAAGUUUGCCGCGGCCGCCGCAGCAUCAACAAACAAACAAACAUCAUGCGACGCGCCGCCGCCCCAACAACACUACGACUGUCGUCAAAUGAAAAAGAGUACAAAAUUCUGGUCGCUGGUAUCGCGCUGUUACUGACCCUUCUAGCCUUGAUUACCUCCUUUCCCGUCAUCUACAUCUUCAGCGACGCCGUAUACGCCAAACAGUGCGACUGCGAGGAUCUUCUCCACCUUCCCAAGGCCAAAUAUGUCAUUCUCCUCGGCCUCGCCGUCACCGUCUUCUCCCUAAACGUAGUAUCUUUCGCCGGCACCACCCGCUACGCCAUCCCGCGGGUCCUCGUCGCCACCGUGCCUGCGAUCGUCGUGCUCGUUCUUGGGCUGGGCCUUCUCGGAGCUCACCAGCAGGAGGCCGCCAAGAUUCCGGGGUCGCCGGCAUGGCUCAGAUCCAAGAUGGGUGACGGCGGUGCCUGGCCCGCCAUCAGGACUUGCCUUUAUGAGGCCCGAACUUGCGAGGAUUUAAUGGCCCGAACACUCAAUCUUAAAUCCGAUGGUGGAAUUCAUGGCGAGGAGCUAUCGUCAACUGAGGCAGCAUGUUGCAGACCGCCGCCGCCAUGCGAAAUGGAAUUCGUGAACACCACAUAUUGGAGGCGGCCCUUGAAAGAGACCGAUGAUAAUACAGGCGGGGACUGCAACUUGUGGGAUAACAAAGAAAGCAUUUUGUGCUUCAAUUGCGACACGUGUAAACAAGGGUACGAGAAGAGCCUCAAGGGGAAAUGGCGGGAGAUCGGCUCUUUCCUUACCGUAAGCUCUGUGGUAAUCAUCAUCGUUAAUCUCUUAAUAAUCAUGGGAGUUGCAGUGGAUGAGCGCUGCCCUAGCUAGAGCACGUACGGUGUAACAACUAAAUUAAAGAUUUUGUUCAUUUUGGAUAUUUUUCCUGCAUUUUAUUGAGCACUAGGUUAUUGAUAGUUUAACUAGAAGUAAAAAUUAUUAAACAAAAAUUGAGCUACUUGUCCAAGUAAUCGAUUUUGUUGGAUUGGAUUAUCUUCCCUUUUCAAUUCAUUAUAAAUCUUUUAUUGUAUGAAUGAAA